Messenger RNA from Engraulis encrasicolus (European anchovy), 3323 nucleotides. RefSeq names its product KICSTOR subunit 2 (gene kics2). Lineage: Eukaryota; Metazoa; Chordata; Actinopteri; Clupeiformes; Engraulidae. Gene Ontology annotation, biological process: cellular response to glucose starvation; protein localization to lysosome; cellular response to amino acid starvation. The coding region runs from base 756 to 2165 and encodes 469 amino acids. The transcript has 9 exons. The record is from RefSeq and is a predicted model, not a curated record. Gene Ontology annotation, cellular component: KICSTOR complex.
AGCCUACUGUCAGUCAAGGUGAUAAAAGCAUUGUAUUGUUCUAAAUUCGAACAAUACAACUUCUAACUCCCUUUUCGUUGCCGCUGAUAAAAGGACGUGAAACACUAAUGCACUCCAACAUUUUGGUCAGCGAAACAAAUUCAGAGCAAUGGUUGUGGGCACUUACAGCGCGGGCCUGAGCAUGACAACUUUCACCAAGAGGGACAGUCUUCCAACAGAAGUAAGUUUCAACAAACUGUUUCAUGAAGCCGUUUUUUUUAAACUAGGCUACGACUCAACAACUCUCUGUGCAUGGUUAAAACUACCAGUUUCCUGCUAGUCUGCUACAUUGUGUUUGUUGGUGUAAUUUUGUAACCAGCCAUGGAGUGUCAGUGUUGUUACAUUGUUGCCAGAGCGCUCUGAUUGUUGCCAGAGAUCAAAUUGCCGUUCAAAUGUCCCUCCUGGCUUGCCGUAUUGUUGUCACACAUAAAAUGGGGUGUGGAGUCCAGUGAUCAGACGCACAGCAAACAAGUUAUGCAGGGAAAAUUAGUCGAUUCUCUUUGGUCAUGUCUUCUUUUGAAACCAUAGUGACCUGCUCUUUAUCGAGUCUGACCACGAGUUGUAGGUAGACAGCGCAAACAGAAUGUGAACCAAUUCAAAUGGCGCUAUGCUUGCUAGCUAACUGUCAAACCGGCCAGCUAGCUGGUGCUGAAUUGUUGCUAAACACUGUUCUCUACUAGCCUACGACUACUCAUCUGUGUAUGUUAUUUUAAAACAUGACGGAGGCGACGAAAAACGACGACCAGCGACCGGUGCCGAGGGAGCAGGCUAUCCUGGAGAGCUUCUUCACCCAGCUCGGGAUGUUCACGUUCGACCGGGCGAAGGACUACGUGGAGAAGGAGAAGGAUACGAGCAAGAGUGCCGGGCCGAUAUGGGCCUCUCUGCUGGCCGCUCUCGCACACCUCGCAGCCGCCGAGAAAGCCUACCACAACAUGACCUUUCUGGGACAGAAACUGGGGGGCCAGUCAUUCUUCAGUCGCAAGGACUCCAUCCGCACCAUCUACACCUCCGUCUUCAAUGAGCUGAAGAAGGUCGUGGCCAUGGGCCGCCACACCCCUUCCUCUACCUCCUCCAUCUCCUCUUCCUCCUCCACUUCCUCCCUCUCGGGCUCCGCCUCCGGCUCCACCCACUUCCUGGAGGAGCUGCUGUGCCACCUGGCCGAGCAACUGUGCCACUUCACGCAGGCGCGGACGGAGAUUGCAGACUUCUAUGAGAAGAUGUACGCGCAGGCCAACCAGAAGAGCGUCAACUCGGAGGAGCUGCUCACCGUGCUCGAGGCUAUACUGCACAAGUAUAGCUCAAAGUUCCACCACCCCAUCCUGAGCCGCGUGGAGGGCUGCUUCCAGCUGGAGGUGGACGUCCUGUGCCAGCUGCUGCGUUGCCAGGUGGAGGUGAGCGAGUGGCGCUUCCUGCCCGCGCUGCUCUGCCUGCACGCGGCCCACACCAAGCUGCACGUCUGGGCGCAGCUCUUCGAGCGCCAGCGCGAGACCCGCAAGCACCUCUUCAGCGGCGUGCAGUCGGCCAAGUCCGCCCAGCCCCCGCACCUGUACCUCUGGCUCCAGCGCCUGCAGGGGGCGCUCCUCGCCAAGUUCAGCUUCUACUUCCACGAGGCGCUCAGCCGCCAGACGGCCGCCUCCGAGAUGAAGGCGCUGACGGCGCGUACGAGUCCGGACUACUACGGGAGGGCGUCGGCGUUCAUGCGGAGGCACGAUGCGGCGAGCGUCUCGCUGGUGUUCGACAACAGGGGCCAGGAGAGCUUCCAGGGGCACGGCUACCACCACCCGCACUCCUACCGGGAGCCGCCUAAAGGUGUGGAGCAGUUUCCCGCCGUGGUGUCCCUGCCGGCUGGCGAGCGUCCCGUCACGCACUGGCCCAACGUCAUCAUGAUCAUGAGCGACCGAGCGGCGGAACUCAACGCGCUGGAUAAGGUUGUGCACUUCUACGACGACAAGGUCCAGAGCACCUACUUCCUGUCUCGUCCGGAGCCCCACUUCACGCUGGUGUUGAUCUUCGACGGCCGGCGCUCGGAGAAGGACAGUCAUAUCACCGCCUUCCUGCUGGACAUCACAGGCAACCUCCGCAACACCAAGGCCCUCAGCUGGCUCAAACCCGGCUCCAAGGGAUGAAGAAUAGGACACACAAACACACACACACUGACAUAUACAUACUCUUGUGCCUUUGGAUCUGUCAGAAACAGGCCCUCAGCUGACUCAAACCUGGUUCCAAGGGCUGAAGAAUAGGACAUGGACACGGACACACACACACACACUCUGACAUAUUCACACACACACACACACACACACGCUCACACACACAGACACACACGGACACACACGCUCACACACACAGACACACACACACACACACACACACACACACACACACACACACAGGUGUUGGUUUUACAGAUGCUGCAGCGAGUACAAAUGUGAAGUUGCUUAGGUGCUUUAUGUCUAAUGUUGUUAGACUUUAUUUUUGCUUGAAAUAACACAAUGUGUACGUUUUAAAAAAUCAGCUAUAAUUUUUUUUUGUUUUGUUUUUUUAAAUGUAAAUUAAUUAAUGUACAUCCAAUGGUCCAGUGGUUCCGUGUGCAUAUCUGCAGUAGCUAGCCUCCUUGAUUCUUGACCAAAGCAGGUUGCUGCAGUGUUAGUGAGUCGUGUACGUCUUACACACACUUUUUGCACAUAAUUCUUCUCUUUUUUUAUUACUUGAUCUUUUAAUGUCCUUUGUGUAUAGGAUAACGGACUAACAAUUUAUUAUUCUUUAAAGGUAGAGUAUGUAGAAUCGCGGCAUGAGGCAUUGCAACUGUGCUGCUCAUUGCUACUGAGGCUGCCCAUUCCAAAUUUGAUCUUUUCAUGAAUAUUUACUAAGUAAUAAACUUAUAUUUACUGGUCUGACCAAAGCACUGCAGGUUUUUGCAGAUUAAGAUGUUUGGUACUGGCAAUUCAAAAUCUUGGACACAGAGAAGAUCCCUUUUUUGUAUGGACAUUUUCCCCAGUCAAUGAAUACUUGGAAAUGGAUGGCAUAUACUUAUGAAAAAGAGAAGAUAUGUGAAUGGGAAGCAUACAUUCAGGAAGUGACCUGCAAAAAAAUGACAUACUCUACCUUCAAUGUCACCCUUUUUUCCAAGAUGUGCUGCUAUUGUUGAAGACAAAACAUCUCUUUUAAUUUAAUUUUAAAUUUUAUUUUAGAAAAACUGAAUGUUUUAAAAGUGCCCGAUUGCUUGAUAGAGAUUCAUGUUUAUUGUUCUGGAGACUCAAAAUAAAGUUUUGAAUUUAUCAGAA